Molecule: messenger RNA, 744 nt
Organism: Zonotrichia albicollis (white-throated sparrow)
Lineage: Eukaryota; Metazoa; Chordata; Aves; Passeriformes; Passerellidae
Source: RefSeq, a predicted model, not a curated record
AUGUGGACCUGUGAGCGCUGGCCCACCAUCAGGGGACGCUGCCAGACAGGGUGCUGGAGCCCCGAUGGCAGCCGGCUGCUCUUCACCGUGCUGGGCGAGUCCGUCAUCUACUCCUUGUCCUUCUCCGAGUACCGGGGGGAGAUGCAGGGGCAGGUGGGAGGCUCCAAGACAGCCUCGAUCGUGGCAGACCUGUCCGAGACCACCUUCGAGACCCUCUACGGGGAGGAGAGGAUUGGAGGAGAGGUUCAUUCCAUGGUGUGGGACCCCACCGGGGAGAGGCUGGCUGUGAUCAUCAGAGGGUCCCUUUGGCCUUUGCCAGGGCUGCAGUGGCUGCAGACGGGCUCGAGCCACGCUCUGGCUGUGUGCCGCUGGCUGUCCUCGCUGCACGGAUCCCUGUUCCCACACCUGUCCCUGACCAGUGAGGACAUGAUCGCAGCCUUCUCCCAGGCCGUGGACUGGGCCGGCUGCACCAUCAGGGCCUUCGCCUGGCACCCCCACACCAACAAAUUUGCUGUGGCUCUUCUGGACGAUUCCAUCCGUGUCUACAACUCCAACAGUGCCACCGUGCCCUCGCUGAAGCACCGCCUGCAGAGGAACGUGGCUGCCAUGGCCUGGAAGCCUCUCUGUGCCUCCAUCCUGGCCGUGGCCUGCCAGAGCUGCGUGCUCGUGUGGCACCUGGACCCCACCUCCCUCUCCACCAGGUGAGAGCUCCCACCUUCCCUUCCCGGCCAUUGUCACCCCGCU